This is a messenger RNA of Vanessa atalanta (red admiral), 5967 nucleotides long. RefSeq lists its product as uncharacterized. The transcript has 15 exons. The coding region runs from base 218 to 3460 and encodes 1080 amino acids. The record is from RefSeq and is a predicted model, not a curated record. NCBI's taxonomy places the organism in Eukaryota, Metazoa, Arthropoda, Insecta, Lepidoptera, Nymphalidae.
UAAACGCAUCUCUGCGUUUGAAAUACUUUAAAAACUUUUAAACUCAAUCGAAAUGAACGAAUUUAAGUGACAGUUUACAAUAUGGAGUUAUAAAUAUUUAAUUAUCAUUUUAAUCUGGUUUUAGUGACGUCACAGUUAAAGUUACGAAUAGUUUUGUGCAAAAUGAUGCUAUAAUCGAAACAGGAUUCGGUACGAAUUAUAUGUAGCUGACCACGAGAUGUCGCUGGCGGACGUGCGGUCAGCGCGCAGCUCCCCCGCGCCCGACGCCUGCCCGGAGUGCGACACCGGCGCCUCCGUCACAUCAGACUUGCAUAAGUAUCAAGUGGCAUGCACUUGUAAACCGGCAUCGGCGCAAUACGCAUGCGCGGACGAUCCCGGCCCGCCAGCCCCAGCCAAGACUGACACCCCACCAGCGCUGCCACCGCGACCCCCCACUAGCGUGCUCGCUGCCACCAAUCGAAGAAAUAAUGCGUCCGUGGGGUGUAACGGCAACGAGACGUCAUGCCGGCGGCGCAAGUACGCGUGGUGGUGCUGCGGGUGCGGCGCGCUGGCGGCGGCGCUGGGCGGGCUGCUGGCGGCGCAGCACAUCCUGCUGCGCGCCUACACCGCCUCGCCGCACCACCUGGAGACCGUGCCGGCCGCCGUGCCCGCCGCCAUGCUGGUCCUGACAGGAGUCUGUAUAAUGAGUCUCGCUCGACGAAGAAACCGAUACAGCUAUAUGGUAAGAAAAAUCAAAGUGGUCGGAGCGUGCUGUCUCGUGUGCGCGCUGACGUGUGUGCUGGUGACCAUCACAACGACCGUCAUACACAUGAACAAAUUGCAAACUCUUAAAUUCUGCGAGUACACCAAGUUGACGAGGACCUGUACGUGUUUCUCCAUGUCUCCAGAUGUUCAGCACAGUAGCUCUGACGAUGAUGGCGCGCGCUGCGUGUUCGAGGGCGUGUCGGACUGCGGCGUGGUGCACGGCGCGCUGUACUGGUGCCUGCGCGGCGUGUUCGCGCUCUCCGUCAGCGCCGUGCUCGUCUGCAUCUUCAGCUGCAUGCUCGCCUACCAGCUGCUCAGCCACGAACGAAAGAAGAUGUACUGGGAGCAGCUGGAAUUAAGAUGCAGGUCUCUGUAUCGACCUCCCAGUGGACAGCCAGCUGUUGCAGCUGGAAGACCUGUACAGAACUCCUGCAGCUGCUGCACGCAGUGUCACCCGACGCAGGCGGCCUGGGACUUCAGCCUGCAGCACAGGUUUUGGGCGCCCGGUCGCGUCGGCAACCUGUACUCUCCCACUCCUGGCUCCGGAGCUGGUCGCAAGGCGUCGCCAUGGAGCUGGCUGCCCUGGACACGUACGCAGCAAACGUCUCGCUGCAGAAUGAGUGGCGUCCCGCAGUCGGGGGACAGUGCGUACGGCUUCUGCGAGACCGAACAGAACCAGAACCCGGGACAGUCCUACGACGAACGCACCUACCCGAAUAAUUUCGAUCAAUUUCAACGAUCCCAGAAUCCGUCAAACUUCUCUCAGAACUCCACGAAUUUCCCUCCGAAUUCGGCAAACUUCCCUCAAACUUCCGUCAACUUUGUACAGAGUUCUGGAAACUUCUCCCAGAACGUAUCGAACUUCCAAGGCCCAUACCCGCAAGCGUCCAACUUCGUGCAGGGGACGAGUUUCCCACCGGGAGGUUUCCAGGAGGGCUUCGGAGAGGCGAGCGGCAGCUUCGACGCGCAGACCGGCGUGUGGGGUCCGCCGCCCCCCUACAGCCCGCAGGGGAGGACGGCCAGCAGACACCACCUCCACCACCAGGACCCCGCGGCGACCACGCUGCUGCACCACCACCACAUGGAGCACCGGAGCUCGAUGCCGCUGCACGAGCACUCGCUGCCGCUGCAGGCGCACUCGUGCUCCCGGAGCUACCUGCCCGGCGGCGAGCCGGCGCGGCCGAACCCGGAGCCGGGCCGGCCGGAGCCGGGCGAGCGGGCGCUCGAGCUGGAGCGGUUCAGCUCGCUGCGCGGGCAGCUCGAGGCGUACGGCUGCGCGAGGUCGCGGUCGAGGUCGCUGGCCGCCGGCGCCGCCUGCCGCCACCCGCAGCGAGGCGCCGCCGCACCAGGUGCCGCCGCCCGCUCGCUGAGCGGAGGGGAGUCCGGGCGCCCUCCCGUUCCCGUUUCAGAUCAGAGCGGCGACUCGUGUCCGAAGCGAGGGAAGGAGAACUUGGGCUUCCAAAACGACAAACAUUCGCCGAUGAGGUCGUCGCUGUCUGCGUGCGUGUCGCACCCCGCGGAGUCGGAGGUGUACUUCGCGGACGUGUCCAGCUGCUGUAACGCGGACUGCUGCGCCAACCCGCCGGUGUCGGCGCUGGUGGGCACGAUCGAGGCGCAGCCCGAGUCCACGUCGGAGUCCGACUCGGGCUCGCUCACGCCGAGCCGGCCGCCGCGCCCGCAGCCCCCGGGCUCCGCCAAGCGCCGGCCGCGCCCCGACAAGCUCGCCAAGCUCGACAAGCUGCGCCAGGACUUCGGCGGCUCGCUGCGCCUCACCGAGCAGCAGAUGGAGCACUUGAACGGCUCCAUGCGCAUCGAGCGGAUGAACGACUCCCGGGUCAGUGAGCGGAUCAACGAUUCCCGAGUCAGCGACCGGAUGAACGACUCCAGAGUCAGUGACCGGAUGAACGACUCUAGAGUCAGUGACCGGAUGAACGACUCUAGAGUAAGUGACCGGAUGACCGACUCCAGAUUCAGUGACCGGAUGAACGACUCGCGAGUCAGUGACCGGAUGACCGACUCACGAAUCAGCGAAAGAAUGAACGACACCAGAGUCAUCGAGCGAAUGAAUGACUCCAGGGUCAGCGACAGAAUGAACGAUUCCAGAUUCAGCGAGCGCAUGGCGGACAUCAGGAUGAGCGACAGGAUGAUCGAUUCCAGAGACCGGUUGAACGAGUCUCGAAUCGAUCGAACGAUUGAGUCGCGAGAGUCGAGAGAAUCGAGGGACAGGCUCAACGAGAGAGUCGAAAGAAUGACCGAAAGGGAUCGCCUCAACGACGCCGAUCGGAUGCCCGACCCGAGGCUGGACAGAACGACCGAAGCCCGAGAUCGGCCGAGCGAGCCUCGGGGCCCGAGCGAGAGGGAGCGCCCGAACGAGUGUCGGCUGGAGCGCCUCGGGGAGCGCGCGAGCGAGCGGCGCGGGCCGGCGCCGGCGCCCUGCCGCCCGCGCACGAGCCCGAAGCCCAAGGACUGCGCCCCCGCGCCGUCGCCGCUGUCGCCCGCCACCGAGGAGUCGCUCGUGUCGGACGAGGACGAGCGCCGGCCGGAGACCGUGUACUCCAACGAGCCGGAGCCGGAGCGCCUGGCGCCGGACUCGCAGUACGAGCCGGUCCGGGACGGCAAGGACGAGCUCGAGCUGAACCACCACCGCUGCUACAGCGACACCAACACCAUGGACUCCGGCUGGCAGAGCGGCUCCGAGCGGCAGGUCACGGACUGACCGCCGCGCGGCCGAAGAACGGCCUUCGUGAUUAUUCUGUUGCAAUCUAACCUCUUUUAUUUAUUUACGAGUCGAAUACAUUGCGAACACUUUACAUCUUUUCAAAACUCAGGAGUCGCUUAUCCACCGCAUGUCCGCGACAUACAAUUGUUUAUAUUGAUUGCCACAAAAUUAAAUCAAUUUCGGCCGCUAGUUACGAAUUUAUGCGUCGGUCCCGAAGUAUACAACUCUAACAGCAAGCGUAGAGCAGCAGGGCCAGGGUGCUAUCCGAGACACGAGAUAAACUCUGCCGACUUCUAGACUCAGUGUUGUUACUUAAUCUCGAGGAACGCAGGGUAUGUGGUACCCGACCACCGAGAAAGCCACCUAUUAUAAUUUGACUGAAACGGGACAGGUCCCUCGUUCAAUCUGUAAAGAAAACAAAAUUUUCUUUCAACAAUGAGUAAAGCAUGUGCCAAUUAACGAGUUUGUAAAAAUUACGACCAAAUUUAUAAUAAAGGAAUGUAUUCAUUCCUUUUAUGAAUUUCGAAUUGUAUAAUUUAAGAUUUUAUAACAAAAAUCGAUAUCUAAAUGUGAAAUCGAACGGAAUCAUUCGAUCGGAUCGAUAAUCGAUCGAGUUUAUAAUCAAUGAGUCAUCGAAAUAAUACUCUUAUUUAAUUAAGAUGUUUUAAUUUCACAACUUCUUGCCUUUGAAAAUUUUAAUAUUUUGUAAAUAUUCAUCUCUUAAACGUUUAGAGAUUUGCCGAGUUUGACAUCUGCUUUAAAAUAUUAUCGUUAUUGCAAAAGGUCGUAUGUAACACUGUUAAAAUAACUCAUACAAUCAUCCUCUUGGUGUGUUUUUUAUAAAUAGUAUGUUACGUUAGUUUUGACGUUAGUAUAGAAAUAUCAAAGAAUUAAAUUAAUUAAAUAAUUGAUAGAAAAGAACACAAAAUCGAUUUAAUAAUCGAAUCGUAAUCGUUGUCGAUAUCGACACGAUAAUCAUCGACAUCAAAAUCCAAGUCGAAAAUUGCGAUCAAAAAUUACUUAAUUCAACUAGGCUCUUAUAACGCUGAAUCGUUAUUUCCGAAUAUAGAUUCUAAUGAGAACAACCGACAAAAAACUGAUUUACUAGAUAUACAAUCAAAUUGACAUAUCCAGUUUAUAACUGUACAUACGACCUUUUACAUACAGAACAAAACCGAGUCAUUCUAUUGACAUCUCGAGUUCAAUAGUUUUAAAAACCACAGAUUAAUAGAGAAACUAGAAAUAUUCUUCCUUCGUCCGCAGCAGACUUGGCAUCAGCUCUGCGGAUCAAAAAUCUCUUGCCUUUACGUUCUCGCAACUAUUGACUUCCAAUAGAGCAAUAUUCUUUGUAAAUAUUAAUCUUUUAAGUAUUAGCGGUUUGUUAGACCCUCUAGAGAAAUCAGUUCGGAUAUAGAGAGCACAUUGGAUACAUCAGGGGUUCAAAACAAAUUCGAAUAACAUCAACAAGUUUUUUUUUUUAAAUUAAUUCGUAUCACCAACCUCCAUUUACGCGUGGUGAAAUAUUCUCCAACUCAUCUCACUCAAUUAUAAUCGAUAAUGUUCCAUGUUAUAUAUUUAAAUAGCAACAUUAUUUUUUUAUGCAUUGCAACACUGACUUUAUUUAAUCUGUAUUACUUUAAGUAUCAAUUUGUAUAUGAAUACUAAAGUUCCUUGAUUUGGCGCACAAAGUGAAUCUGAACUGGUUUAUGUUUUAAUAUUAGAUGUAUGAAUGAAAGCUGUACGCGAACUGGAAUUCAUUCUUAUUUAAUGUCCGCCCGUUGAGAGAACGCGUUCCUGUCAGAAGAAUAGUUACGUCAGAGGUUUCGCCCUAGAGUGGGGGAGGGGGGUUGUUCAAUAUUAUUACUCAGACUAUUGCUAACUGUUUAGUUAUAAUUUGGUAAAUCCACAAAAGUGUUACAGACUCUAUGCAGUUUAAAGCUUACAAUGAAUGGAUUUAUUUUAACUGAAACUAAAUUAUUUUUUAAUCACACAGAGCUGUUACAAGGUUAUGUCGUGACCAACUGACGGACGCAUUCUCUCAGCGAAAGGAUUUUAGUUGUAAAAAUUCUACCAUUACAUUUAUUUUAGAAAAAUUAAGUAAAUAUUUAAAAGUAAUUCUUCAAUUGGCAAUAUAUUUGCAAAGUAAUUAUUGUAUAGCAGUUUAAUUGUUGUAAAUUUUAAUAUUUUUCCUUGUUCAAUGCAAUCAAAACAACUCCCUUAGGUAUCUUGAAAACAUUUUCUCAGAAAGUAAUAAUUGCUAGGAAACUUUUUAUUCUUGUAUCUUUUCACGAACUUUUUUUGCUAUCGCUACCGACUACACAAGUUAAAUAUUGCAAUUGAAAUUUAAGCCAGUUCCACACAGAGAUCGAUCUGAAAAUUUGCGCACACUAUUGGUGCUUACAAGUAUAUAGUUAUUCAGCUCCAUGGAUUCAAGGAGGCCCCAGCUAAGUCAAGUCAAAUUCAAAAAUAGACUAUAAUGCAAAAGAAAACAUAACUUUACCAAA